AUGGAGUUCUCUACCACAUCUCAGACGACCAUCUCCCCUCAUAAUCAACAGGGUCUUGUCACCAAGCAAUAUCCGUCUGAAUCCGAGCUCGAUGGCUCAAUCGAACGUGCAGCCAAAGCUCAGAAGGCAUGGAGCAAGGUUCCGUUGAAGGAGCGGAUUGCUAUCGGAAACAAGUUCAUGGAUGAGUUCCAAAAGAUGAGCGAUGAGCUUCCACUCGAGCUCACUCUCCAAAUGGGCCGCCCAGUCUCCCAAGGUGCAGGAGAAAUUCGCGGUUUCUUGGACCGUGCUCGGUACAUGCUGUCCAUCGCAGAGAAGUCUCUUGCCGACGUUGGCCUCGAGGAUACAGACAAGCCAGGUUUCAAACGCUUCAUUCGUCGCACUCCUCUCGGUGUGGUCCUCGUCGUUGCCCCCUGGAACUUCCCUUAUCUUGUUUCUAUCAACUCCGUUCUUCCAGCCAUCGUUUCAGGAAACGCUGUCCUGUUCAAGCCCUCGCCACAAACGCCACUCACAGCCGAACGAAUCGCUCUCGCUCUUACACGGGCAGGAGUCCCAGAAGACGUUAUUCAGGUCCUUCACCUUUCUCCUCCCCUUGUGGAACACGCUAUCAAGCAUACGCUUGUCGACUUCGUCUCCUUCACUGGAAGCGUUGCCGGUGGCCAGGCUGUUGAGAAGGCCGCGGUCGAGGCCUCUGGGUUCAAGGGUGUGGCGCUCGAGCUUGGUGGAAAAGAUCCUGCGUAUGUCAGGCCAGAUGCUGACCUGGAUUACACCGCGGCGGAGCUGGUAGACGGUGCUUUCUUCAAUUCGGGACAGAGUUGCUGUGCCGUGGAGCGUAUCUAUGUCCACAAGGAUGUAUACGACGCCUUCGUGCCCAAAUUUGUUGAAAUCGUCAAGCAAUAUAAACUGGGAGACCCUACCAAGCCAGAGACCAAUCUCGGACCAGUCGUCAGCAUCGCCAGCGCCAAACGGAUCCGGAAACAAGUCGAAGACGCUAUCAAGGCCGGUGCAAAGCCACUUGUACCAGAAGAAACAUUCUCCUCCGCGGACGUGAAGACAUCGGGGGAGUCUGCGUAUGUGGCGCCUCAGGUCCUUGUUGACGUCAAUCACUCUAUGGAGGUGAUGAUGGAGGAGACCUUUGGCCCGGUUGUCGGCAUCCAAAAGGUUUCCUCUGACGAAGAGGCUGUCAAGCUCAUGAACGACUCACCGUACGGCCUGACGGCGUCCGUCUGGACCAACGCCGAGAAGAACGCCGAUUCACAGGAGGCCUUCCUCAACCUCAUUGACGAACUCCAAACCGGCACCGUUUUCCUGAACCGUUGUGACUUCUUGGAUCCUGCACUAGCGUGGACUGGCGUGAAGAACAGUGGUAGGGGUAUCAGUCUGAGCAAAUUCGGUUACGACCAGCUCACGCGGGCGAAGUCGGUGCACAUGAAGAUCAAGACUUCAUGAACGCAGGAAUGAAUGUAGGACAGAAAGCAUGCAGUGUAUUCGGAAGUAGUAUACAGAAUAGAAUGUGCUAGUACAGACAGAAAAGCGCAAGGCAGACCAGUGGUAUAUUUCGUGAGUUGAUGAGGUUCCGGAAUGGUACGCCAUCCCAUACAGGCUGCGUUGUUGAACGAAGAUCUAGAUGGGUCC
This is a messenger RNA of Stereum hirsutum FP-91666 SS1, 1632 nucleotides long. Its product is annotated as succinate semialdehyde dehydrogenase. Bases 1 to 1446 code for a protein of 481 amino acids. Gene Ontology annotation, molecular function: aldehyde dehydrogenase (NAD+) activity. Lineage: Eukaryota; Fungi; Basidiomycota; Agaricomycetes; Russulales; Stereaceae. The record is from RefSeq and is a predicted model, not a curated record. The transcript is spliced from 14 exons.